Molecule: messenger RNA, 1065 nt
Organism: Alligator sinensis (Chinese alligator)
Lineage: Eukaryota; Metazoa; Chordata; Crocodylia; Alligatoridae
Source: the annotation of a RefSeq genome assembly
AUGCCCCUCUCCCAGCCAAUUAUCUUAACGACCCUGACCGCCACAACACUCGUCUUUCUACUAUCAACCCACCUUGUACUAAUAUGAGCCGCACUAGAACUUAGCACACUAGCAAUCCUCCCCCUAAUCGCUAAUAAAUCCCACCCCCGAGCUAUCGAAGCUUCUACAAAAUACUUUUUAAUACAAGCGAUAGCCUCCACACUAAUCAUCUUCUCAGGAGCGCUCAACUAUGAAAUAACAGGAAGUUACCAAAUCGCAGAGUUAACGGACUUAACCUCAAUAAUUGUGCUAACCCUCGCCCUGUUUAUUAAAGUGGGACUAGUGCCAUUCCACUUCUGAGUACCAGAAGUCCUACAAGGAAUACCCACAGCUCCUGCAAUCUUUCUACUGACAUGGCAGAAGCUAGGCCCACUAGUUAUACUCUUCUUAAUUAGCCACCUCAUCAGCCUUAAACUAAUCUUUAUAGUGGCCGUCUUAUCCUCUCUUAUUGCAGGUUGGAUAGGACUAAAUCAAACUCAAGUACGAAAACUAAUAGCAUUCUCAUCCAUCGCCCAAAUGGCAUGAAUUAUUGUAAUCAUUAAAUACGCCCCAUCCCUGACAAUCCUGACUUUUUAUAUCUAUUCCACUACCGUCUCCGCCACACUACUCACACUAGAUAAAAUAUCAACAACCUCCACCAAACACCUCAUUACCUCCUUCUCAAAAUCCCCGACUGCAGCCACCCUCCUAACUCUCUCCCUUCUCUCGCUAUCCGGCCUUCCACCCCUGGCCGGCUUUCUGCCAAAAUGGCUAACCGUUAAUCAACUUGUCUCAGAAAAAGCAACUUGAAUCGCUCUCCUCAUACUCAUGGCCUCCCUCUUAAGCCUUUUCUUCUAUCUUCGGCUAUGGUACAACUCCUCAUCGACCCUACCGCCAAAUACCACAAACACAACCCGCCUCUGACGAAAACUAACCCCUCAAAGCAACCUAACCAUUAACCUCCUUGUCCUGGCUGCCACCACCCUUCUGCUAUCCGCCACAUUAAUGAAAGCAAUUACCAAACAAGAAACCCCCAAAGCUAAAAGA